Molecule: messenger RNA, 2366 nt
Organism: Sesamum indicum (sesame)
Lineage: Eukaryota; Viridiplantae; Streptophyta; Magnoliopsida; Lamiales; Pedaliaceae
Product: muniscin carboxy-terminal mu-like domain protein
Source: RefSeq, a predicted model, not a curated record
GUGCAGUUAAAACUUGUACAUUACGCGUAGUCACUUUCCCCAACCCCUCCCCUCCAAUCUCUGCAUCUAGCCAACGACGAGUCUAACAAAGAUCACAGGGAAGAUCACUGAUCUGGAGCUACAGUGAGUGUUUCCUCUCCCAUUCCCCAAGAACACACUCGAAUUCGCGUAUCCCGAAUUCGAAUUCUUUAUUCUUGCUCCUGAAGCCUGAGCCAAACCUCAAUAUCCGAAUCCCAGAUCAAUCAGUCGAAUAAUUACCAAGAAUCCCAAUGUCGUGUUUAGCUCUAGCUCUCCAACCCGCAAAUGGACCCGACAUAUUGCUCCAAAGUCGAGAGUGGUUUCCCCCUUCCCGCGCGCUCAUGGCCCUUUCCGCCUUUCGCGAGACCCGCCUCGCCUUCGCGAAGAACCAGCAUCAGCCCGCCGCCUCGAGUAAUUUCAGUUCAGAUCCCUCCUCCGAUUCACUAGGAGACGACCCUUUGGCCGCCUCCUCCGGUCAGGUCAUCGUCGGCGUUGAAUCCCGCUAUCGGGUUGUGUACCGCCUUGUCAACUCAAUUUACGUUCUCGCUGUUACUGUAAUUGAAGACUCCAACAACAAUGUUUUUGAGUGUAUUCAUAUUGUGAAUCAAGCUGUUUCAGUGGUGGUCACUGCGUGCCGUGGUGUUGAUGUGACCCCGGAAAAAUUGGGGAAGAAGUAUGCGGAAAUUUACAUGGCUUUGGAUAUAGUUUUGAGGGGAGUUAGUAGCAUUAGACUGGCGGCAAUGCUCGCGUCGAUGCACGGGGAUGGAAUUGCCAAGAUGGUGCAUUCAGCUGUUCAGACUGAGAGUAAGAUCCGGGGAGCUGAUAGUUGGGUUAGUUUGGAGCAUCAAGCAGUGGAUCAUGAGGCUGGUGUGGAGUCAUUUUCACACGCAUCGUUUGAGUUGCCUGCCGAGACAUUGCAAGCUGGUGAUGAGGUGGCUGCUGCGACAUUAGUGUUUUUCCAGCAAGGUGAAGAGAAGGAAGUGACUAAGGUUGAGGAAAGUGAGGCAGAGAAAGAUCCGUUUGCAGCUAGUGAUAGGAUCAAUAAGCCAGAAGAAAUGCUGAUGGAAGGGUUUAAGAAGGAUAAAGAUACUGGAGUUUCAGAUGUGAGCAAGGCACUGGCAGGACUUGAGGUGACUACGCUGCCUCCAGCUGCAGCUACAGAAUCAACGCAUAUAGGUGUGGAAGGAUUUGAAGGAAACUAUGGUGGGAUUGAGUUUUCUAAUGAUGGGUCGACGCUACCUGAAGAUUUUGAGGGUAUUAAUGAUGCUUGGGGUGGCGGAUUGGAUGCAUCUGAGUUUGUAGGGCCGAAGAAGGUUCCGAAGGAUCGGGGUCUUGGUGGUUUGGAAUUUUUGGAGACUAGCGAGCCCCCAGCUGCAGCUGUGGCUAAAGCUGGCGGUGAGGAGAAGAUCGAGGAUAUGUUGGUGAAGAAGACUGAAAUGAAGGGUCCAGAAAUGUAUAUUGUGGAAGAGAUAAGUGCAGAGUUUAGGGAAUCAUUACUUGCUAGAGUUGGGCUGAUGGGCAUGGUUUAUUUGAAAACAAUGCCUCCAAAAUCCUCUUCAGAUGAUAAAGAAACUGAAUUCUCGUUUAAGGUUGAAGGUACAGACGGAGUUAAGAGGUUUGCAGUGCAAAGCUCUAGGGUGAGCAGCCUUGGAAGUGGUUUGUUUCAUGUGAGGACAGUCCCUUCACAGGAACCUAUUCCAAUUAUAAAGUAUAGCUUACUACCCCGUAUGACUCCACUGCCUAUUAGGAUUCGGCUUGUCAAACGCCUUAGUGGAACGUUACUUUCUGUUAUGAUACAGUAUGUGUCGAAUCCAAACUUGCCAGUUCCCUUGAAUAAUGUGACAAUUGUUCUCAAAUUGCCUGUAGACCCCACCCUGUUAAAAGUGUCGCCCAAAGCAGUAUUGAACAGGUCUGAAAGAGAAUUAAAAUGGCAUAUUGAUGAGAUUCCUCUGAAGGGUAAUCCUGGUAGGUUGAGGGCGAGAAUGCCUUUGGAAAUUGGUGAGGAUGAUGAUGGAUCAGAUCUUGAGAUAUUUGGUUAUGUCAAGUUUUCUGCUCAAGGGACUAGAUCUUUGUCUGGCCUUUCCCUAAGGCCUGCUUCUGAAGGCAAGACAGAUUUCUAUGAGACUGAUCACAGGUAUGCAAGUGGGGUUUAUAUUUGCAAUUGAGAAUGGGAAAAUUAGCUUUUCCAUAAUGGGUUCCUGUAUCAGUUUGUUUUUGUUCUGAUGAGUUUUGUGGUUAAGGAAGUUUGUAGCACUCUUUGUGUUGUAGCCCGUGUUCUGAUUCAUUUUUCUUGUAAAAAAAGAACUCCAUAUUUUUACAUGUUAUUGACCAUUUGCCUUGUUUAACUA